AGUGGGUUCGCGAUCCAGCAUUGACCACAUCUUAGUAGCCGCUUACCCAUGUCUAACGACCCACUCUAUGCUGAUCCCAUUCGUCCUCGGCGACAGCGAGAUGAAGGUGCUUUGCUUACAGGGUAUAGUGACAAGGACGUGCCAUUUCGGGGUGGACGACCAGAUAGACCGCACGUAAUCUCGAUACGUUGGGGAGGUCAAGGUGAAGACGACCCGGAUGCUGCACAGUUAAAGUAUAACAAAACGGCAGGGAGAGGGUCCAGACGGCGAUGGACGCUAUGGGUGUUUGGCGCUUGCGCUCUAAUGCUACUCGUAUGGAGCUACUGGGGUGGCAAAUCCAAUAUUGUCAAGGAAGGCAUCAAAAAUACGACAGAUACAACGGAAGCCAUCGGACCACUUCAAGGCCCUCUCCCCACGUCCAAUGUGACAGUCUGGACCUCUCGCGCUGAGGCGGUUACUGCUGCAUUCCGGCAUGCAUGGAACGGCUACGAGAAACACGCGUGGGGGUUCGACGAGCUUCGACCCAUUACUCGCGCUCCCUCUACAUGGAUGAAUGUCGGUAUGACCAUUGUGGAUGCAUUGGACACGGCGUACAUUAUGGGUCAGGAAGACAUAUUCGAUAAAGCCUUAUCAUGGGUGACGAAGGAUCUAAAGUUUAGCCAUAACACGGACUCGAACGUUUUUGAGUUGACGAUUCGAGUGCUCGGCGGCCUAUUAUCUGCUUACCAUCUCUCAGGGGGACGUCAUUCUUCUCUCCUUGAUCGGGCUAAAGAGUUGGGAGAUAUCUUGCUUGUGGCAUUUGAUACGCCUACAGGUCUUCCGCUCGAGUCCAUCAAUUUUGCUACUCGCAAAGCGCGGGCAGCGAAUUCAGGCAUAGGACCGGGAAGUACGGCGGAGGUGGGAACGCUAGCAAUGGAGUUCAAAUAUCUGAGUUACUUGACAGGGGACAAAAAGUACUGGAACGCAGUACAGGAGGUCGGACGGGUUUUGGGGUCAUUGGAAAAGACGGAUGGUUUGGUUCCUAUUUAUGUGGAUACGGACAGUAAAGGCUGGAAGGGGCGGGAGAUUAGACUCGGCAGCAGAGGAGACAGCUACUAUGAGUAUCUCGCAAAACAGUACCUAUUGACCAAUGAAGAGUUUUAUCUUACUGAAUAUCGCAAGGCAGUGAUUGGGAUAAGGAAACACCUUCUAGGACUCACAGCCCCUAAUCAAUUGUUCUUUGUUGGCGAACUCCCUCAGGGCGUGUCGGAAACACCGCAGCGCCUUCAUCCAAAGAUGGAUCAUCUUGUUUGUUUCCUUCCCGGUACGCUAGCUCUUCUCGCUACCCGUGGUCAGCGCGUUACAACGAUGGCAGAACGGUUCCAAAUGAAUGAAGUGGAUCGAUUGGAUCUGGAGCUCGCUGAAGAGUUGGGAACAAGUUGCUGGGAAAUGUAUCGACAGACGGCCACAGGGUUGAGUCCUGAGAUUGUGUAUUGGAGAGCGGAUGAUCCAACCAAGCAGCCGACACUUGCAGAGACGGAACUUCUUAAACAUCAAAGCGGCGCCACGGGUAGUCGACCACCGACUCAUGUCGAUCGCUACAUAAAUGGCUCACUUCUCACCGACAUUCCCGUCGCCACUCUCCCUAUUCAUGCCGCUACGAUUCGACCACUCAUUAAAAAGGGCAUUGAAAUCGAUUUUGAAAUCCAUGCAAUGGACGCGCACAACUUGCUGAGACCAGAGACCAUUGAAAGUUUUUUUGUGCUCUGGAGAGUUACGGGGAAUGAGAUUUGGAGAGAAUGGGGAUGGACAAUGUUUGAGAGGUUUGAAAAGUGGGCCAAAGUCGACGGUGGUUAUACUAGUCUGAACGAUGUUCGUAAAACGCCACCACCCCCACGAGACAAGAUGGAGACAUUUUUCCUUGGAGAGACGCUAAAGUAUUUCUACUUGUUGUUUUCGGAUGAGCAAGGUCCAAGAGGAGUCCCACUGGACAAGUAUGUGCUCAAUACGGAAGCACAUCCAUUUCCCAAGUUUGACGGAAAGGGGAUUGGGACGUUAAUAUGAGAAGCACAGCCAAAAAAGACACAAACUGAUGCAUACAGACAAUCCAUAACAAUAAAUGUGACAACAAGGCUCACUUUGUAUAAUGUAGAUAUCCACCAAGGCAGAUGGACCCAUCAAUAUGUAAACAUGAGUAUGUCUACAUACGCGCGGAGAUACUAGAAGAAAAUGUCAAAUCGGCCUGUCAUCGGCGUACAAUAUCAAGGUUGUCGCUUCUUAAUCCAGUCUUCGACCAGGCCCACCACCUUUCUUGCAACCACAACCUCGCUCUCCAUGGUUGAAAACACUGACUCAAAUCCAUUUACAAACCACGCUCCAUCAUCCAACUCUACCGGCAUGCCUGUGCGUUCCUUUGGUGUCAGCACCGGAUAGGAAUCCCACUCUUUUCGGAUGACAUCGCCCUGUAUGCUCUCAAACAAUGCAGUCAGCAAAGAAUCCUCCAUUUUGCUUGGUGAAAAGAUUUUGAUGAUACUGUCAGAGGAGUUUCGCAAUUCUGAGAGGAUGGAGAUGGAAUAGAAUGGAAUGGACGGGUUAGGAGCGGUGAAGACCGUGUCCGGGACGGGGGAUCCGGAUGCGAGGUUAAAGUACGAU
Molecule: messenger RNA, 2631 nt
Organism: Spizellomyces punctatus DAOM BR117
Lineage: Eukaryota; Fungi; Chytridiomycota; Chytridiomycetes; Spizellomycetales; Spizellomycetaceae
Exons: 3
Coding region: 49-2043 (664 amino acids)
Biological process (GO): N-glycan processing; carbohydrate metabolic process
Cellular component (GO): endoplasmic reticulum; membrane
Molecular function (GO): calcium ion binding; mannosyl-oligosaccharide 1,2-alpha-mannosidase activity
Source: RefSeq, a predicted model, not a curated record